Misgurnus anguillicaudatus (oriental weatherfish) is the source of this 1034-nucleotide messenger RNA. RefSeq names its product palmitoyltransferase ZDHHC3. NCBI's taxonomy places the organism in Eukaryota, Metazoa, Chordata, Actinopteri, Cypriniformes, Cobitidae. The record is from RefSeq and is a predicted model, not a curated record. Gene Ontology annotation, molecular function: palmitoyltransferase activity.
CAACCGUGCUGCUAUGACGUCAUCAGGAAGAACGUUGACCGAAAGAUGGCCGCAUUCCGCUGUUGCCGAGACCCGUGUGGUUUCAUUUGUCUCAUUUUAACUUAUUUUAGCGUUUUUUAUGCCGACUAUGUCGUGAUCCAGUAUGUCCUGAUCCCCGCGUAUUCCGGAAGUGUAUGGUGCACUCUCCAUGGAUCUGUGUUUAAUAUUAUUCUGUUACUACUGCUGGCGUGCCAUUCAAAAGCAGUGUUCUCUGACCCUGGUAUGGUUCCUUUGCCCGAGACAGCCAUCGACUUCUCUGACUUAAGGUCCCAGUCUAACCGCCUCAAUGACAGAGGCUGUGAGGGCUGGACAGUGUGCAGUCGCUGCGAGACGUAUCGACCUCCCCGUGCCCAUCACUGCAGAGUUUGUCAGCGCUGUAUCAGGAGAAUGGACCAUCACUGCCCAUGGAUCAAUAACUGUGUUGGAGAGCUCAAUCAGAAAUACUUCAUUCAGUUCCUCUUCUACACAGGCAUGGCCAGUCUAUAUUCCAUGGCACUCGUGGUGUCGGCAUGGGUGUGGAGAAUAAGGAGUGAAAGAGAGGGAGAUGGAGAUGAAGGAGAAGAAGCUCCCAGCAAACAUCUGAUUGUGGCACAUUAUAUCAUUCUGUUGGUGGAGUCAAUACUGUUUGGAGUUUUUGUCUUGGUCAUUUUCUAUGACCAGCUGGUGUCCAUUAUAACAGAUGAGACGCCUAUUGAGCAGAUGAGAAACAGGCUGAUGAAAGACAAACCCAACAACAGUCAACCGACACAUGUCGCGCACACAAGAAAACCAAAAAUCGCAUUGCUUCGGGAGGUGUUUGGACGUGGAUCAAUACUAUGUUGGCUGUUACCGCUCCAUUCCGCCCCUCCCUCCGCUGGUGGCAUCAGUUAUUCAGCACUUACUGAUUAUGAUGUGUAAAAUGUCUUUUUUUCAUCAGGUCAUUCAUUUACACUGUCAUGUUUAGGACACUGUGAAUAUUGUGUUACUAAUAUCAGAUUUAGUCAUUUUGUUAUGAC